Messenger RNA from Quercus lobata, 686 nucleotides. RefSeq names its product ras-related protein RABC2a-like. Gene Ontology annotation, molecular function: GTPase activity; GTP binding. The record is from RefSeq and is a predicted model, not a curated record. Bases 1 to 522 code for a protein of 173 amino acids. The transcript has 6 exons. NCBI's taxonomy places the organism in Eukaryota, Viridiplantae, Streptophyta, Magnoliopsida, Fagales, Fagaceae.
AUGGGAUUUCUGAGUGUAGAAAUAUGUGUGGAUUUUAAAAUCAAGCUGCUCACAGUCGGUGGGAAGAAAUUGAAUCUCACAAUUUGGGACACUGCUGGACAGGAGAGGUUCAGAACAUUAACUAGCUCUUCUUACAGAGGUGCCCAAGGGAUUAUUCUAGUUUAUGAUGUUACUCGGAGGGACACCUUUACAAACUUAUCUGAUGUAUGGGCUAAAGAAGUAGAACUCUACUCAACUAAUCAGCACUGCGUCAAGAUGCUUGUUGGAAAUAAAGUUGAUAUUGAUUCUGAAAGGGUUGUAAGUAGAAAGGAGGGAAUUACACUAGCUAAAGAGCUUGGAUGUUUAUUUCUUGAAUGUAGUGCUAAAACCAGGGAAAAUGUGGAGCAAUGCUUUGAAGAACUUGCAUUAAAGAUAAUGGAGAUUCCUAGUCUCUUGGAAGAAGGAUCUACUCUAGUGAAGAGAAACAUUUUUAAACAGAAACCGGAAUACCAAGCACCUUCAAAUGGUGGUUGUUGCUCUUAAAAAAAAAAGGAUUCAGAUGAACAGAUCAUCAUGUACAUGUUAAUUUCUGUUCUAGUGUCACACUUGUUCUUGUCAUUGAAUUGAGUAAUUACAUGUACCUUUGAGAAUGGAAUAUUGGCACUCAGAUAACAUAUAUGACCUUGUGUAAAUUGUUUGCUUUUGUG